Molecule: messenger RNA, 1104 nt
Organism: Yamadazyma tenuis ATCC 10573
Lineage: Eukaryota; Fungi; Ascomycota; Pichiomycetes; Serinales; Debaryomycetaceae
Gene: TRP4
Product: anthranilate phosphoribosyltransferase
Biological process (GO): L-tryptophan biosynthetic process
Cellular component (GO): cytosol
Molecular function (GO): anthranilate phosphoribosyltransferase activity
Source: RefSeq, a predicted model, not a curated record
AUGAAUGAAGAUUCUAGCGUAUUGACGCCCUAUAUCAAGAAGCUCAUUGAGCACCCACCCACAUUGACACCUGAAGAUCUAUCUAAAGUACUUCACUUGGUUUUUGAAGGGCAGGCGUCUGAAAUUCAAAUUGCUGCAUUUUUGACGGCGUUGAGAGGAAAAGGCUUGGAUCAUGAAUCCGAAUAUAUAGCGGCUGCCACCAACACGGUGAUGAAAUUCUCACAUCCAAUUGCGGCAAAAGAUGUUCCAGUUGACGGUUACGUCGACGUGGUGGGUACCGGAGGCGAUGGUCAAAACACCUUCAAUGUUUCUACUGCUUCUUCAAUAGUAGCUGCUGGAAUGGGCAUACCUGUUUGCAAACACGGCGGGAAGGCUUCGACAUCAUCAUCAGGGUCAGGUGACUUGCUCAAGAGCCUCGGGGUGGACCUUUUGAAGGCCAACAAACAUACCGCCGUGAAAGUGUUGCUGGACUCCAAAUACACCUUUCUCUUUGCACCAGCAUUUCACGAGGUGAUGGCCAAGGUGGCCCUGGUGAGGAAGAAGUUGGGUGUGCCCACGAUUUUCAAUAUCUUGGGUCCGUUGAUGAACCCAGCUCCCUUAUCGUCUCGGAUUUUGGGGGUUUAUAAGAAACCUUUGGGAGAACAGUACGCUAAAAGCGUGUUACAGUUGACAGCCAAUGAUCCAGUCCACAAAAAGUCGAUGGUUGUGUACGGACACAUUGGCUUGGAUGAAAUCUCGCCGGUUGGCAUCACCAGCUGCUGGAUUGUGGAAAAUGGCCAAAUUACUUACAAAGAGAUAUCUCCUAAGGACUUUGAUUUGCCGGAAGCUGCCUUGGACUUGGUGAAGUCCGGUACGCCUGAGGAGAAUGCCGUUGUGUUGAUGCACAUCUUGAAGCAGGACUCACCUGAGUUCAAAGUGCAUUCUGACAAUAAGGAUAACCACCCGGUUUUGAACUAUAUAUUGAUGAAUAGUGCUGCUUUAGCCGUGGUCUACGGGUUGACCGAUUCCUACGUCGAAGGGGUCAAACUAGCGAAGAAUUCCAUCACGUCGGGAACCGCUCUUGGUGCAUUGGAAUCGUUCAAAGACACAUUGAACCAGUUGUAG